AGUACAAAUGAAUAAGAGCCUCCGCAUACACACACACAAGCAUCCGUACAUGUGGCCUUUAGGACGCUCCACUGCACCGGGCCACUCCAGCGUCCAGAAUGCUUUUACAUCACGUCUGACACGCAUGACAUGUAGUCUCUCGUUUUUUCUCCAACGUUUGGUCUUGUCAAGAAAUACGAGCAAAAGUGUGUUUCUGCUGAGUAAAAUGGUGAAAAGAUCUGCACACGACACGCCCGAGAAAGAACGGGAGACAAAUCAACAUUCUGCGGCCACGAAUUUGCCAAAUAAAUCGCAUCCAGCCAAUCGAUCGGCAUUUAACCCUAAUCGCCAACCGGAAGAACACGAGGCUCACGGAGGCGCAAUGGGAAAAACAGCCGGCGAGAAUCGUCGAGUCGAGUAUUUGGAAACUCCUGUUAAGUCUGAGGCGGACAAAAAAGAGUACAGGGUCAUCAAACUAGAAAAUGGUUUGAUAGCUUUGCUGAUAUCUGAUAUGUAUGAUGGAUCAAAUAAAAAUGAAGAUAGUGGUGAUGAAGAAGAUAUAGCAAGUAGUGAAGAUAUGUCUGACGAUUACGAAAGUGGUGAAGAAGAUGAGGAUGAAGAUGAUGAAGAUGAAGGUGCAUUUGAUGAAGAGGAUGAAGAUGAAGAUGACUAUACACCAACUGAUGGGAUGACAAGACAAGUAAAGAUGGCAGCAUGUGCAAUGACUGUGGGAGUAGGGUCUUUCAGUGAUCCUACUGAGAUUCAAGGCUUGGCGCACUUUCUCGAGCAUAUGAUUUUUAUGGGAUCAGAAAAGUAUCCAAAGGAAAACGAUUUUGACGCCUUCGUUAGCAAAUACGGCGGAUAUAGUAACGCUGUAACGGGAUUUGAGCGGACAACGUUUCAUUUCUCCAUACAACGGAAACACUUACUGUCGGCCGUUGAUCGUUUCGCACAGUUCUUUAUCAAGCCCCUGAUGAAGAGAGACGCGAUUACGCGCGAACGAAAAGCUGUGGAAAGUGAGUUUCAGAUGGACCUUCCCGUCGACAGGAACAAAAAGAUGCAGCUACUGAACAGCUUCGCUUGCGACGGUCAUCCAGCCAGGAAGUUCAGUUGGGGUAAUAUGACGACGUUGCGCGACAAUGUGAGCGAGGACAAAUUGUACGACGAGUUGCACAGGUUUCGAGAACGCCAUUACAGCGCCCACAGAAUGAGAUUAGCUAUACAGGCAAAGUUUCCACUGGACACAUUGGAAGAGUACGUGACCAAGUGCUUUUCUGAUAUACCGAAUAACGGACAGCUGCCUGAUGAUUUUACUGAAUUCAAAGGCGUCAAAUCGUUCGAUACUCCGGCUUUCCGAAAAAUGUACAAAGUCAGACCUAUCAAAGACUUAUGCGCGGUCGAAUUAACAUGGGUGAUGCCUUCAAUGUUGGAAUUCUAUAGGAUUAAACCCGACGAAUAUCUGAUUUCAAUUAUCGCCAACAGUAGUCCAGGUUCCUUAAUCAGUUACCUGCGCAAGAAACUGUGGUGUAUCGAAAUCAAUUGCGACAAUGCGAACGAAUGCGACACCUCCAUAUAUAACAUGUACUGUUUGAGUCUGUUGCUCACCGAUGAGGGGUACAAGCACUUGGAAGAAGUGUUAGAUGCGGUGUUCUCUUACAUUAAUCUGCUUAAAAGGGAGGGCCCGCAGAAGAGAUACUACGACGAAAUUCAACAAAUCGAUCGGACCAAUUUCAGGUUUUUAGAGGAAGAAGACGCCGAGGAUUACGUGGAAGACAUGUCUGACAACAUGUUUAUUUACCCGCCACGCGAAUAUAUAACAGGCAACUGCCUCUUCUUCGAAUAUAACGCGGACGUGAUACAAAUGUGCUUAGAUUGUCUGGUGCCGGACAAUGUGAACAUCACGGUCUACAGCAAGAAGUUUGACGAGCAACAGUUUGACAAGUUUGAGCCCUGGUUCGAGACGAAGUACAUGGACAGCGAGAUACCGCCGGAGUGGAUCGAGCGUUGGAAAGGCAUCGAGCCGUUCCCGAGUUUUCACUUGCCACUACCGAAUAUGUUCCUCGUCAAUGACUUCUCCAUGAUACCGUUAUCGUCGAACAUACCUUCCUACCCUGAGAAAGUAUAUCACGACGAGAAUUUAGAGAUUUGGUAUCGAGAGGAUCCCAAAUUCCGGUUACCGGACUGUCACAUGGCUUUUUAUCUCAUUUCCGAUAUGCCAUGUAAGUCGACAAAAAACGCGGUCCUCCUGGAUCUGUACGUCGUGAUAUUGAAUCACUUGUUGAGUGAGGAACUGUAUCCUGCUGCAGCGGUAGGAUAUAAUUAUGACAUUGUAGUUCUCAUGAAUGGUAUCGCAUUGCUCGUGAAUGGUUUCAACGAGAAAUUGCCACUCUUAUUAAUGACCGUUGCGAAACACAUAGUGGACUUCCCGAAUCUCGUUACGAAGGACUUUGUUGAAGUUAUGAAGACACAUCUGACCAAGCAGUACUUCAAUUCGUUCCUUAAACCUGGCAACAUCGUCAGUGAAAUGAGAUUAGGAAUAGUGACACAGGUAUUUCGAACUGAAGUCGAGAAACACGCAGUCAUACAGGACAUCGGUUUCGACGAGCUUCUGGAGUUCGUCAAAUUCUAUCUGAGUCGUCUUUACGUUCAGUGCCUGGUGCAAGGCAACAUGAUGCGGGAGGACGUUGUUGAGAAGGUACGACAGUGCAUCGGGAUAUUGCAGUGCGAGCCGUUGCAAGCGAACACGAGGCCGAUGGCGAAAAUUACGCAAUUACCGUUGGGCAUAUACUGUUGCAAAGUGCGCAAUCUGAAUCCAACCGACGUGAACUCCGUAGUACUGAAUUAUUAUCAGCUGGGAGUCGAUUCGGACCAAAUGAGAGCGAUGAUCCAUCUGAUGUUGUUGAUGUUGGAGGAACCAAUGUUCAAUCAGCUUAGAACCAAAGAACAGCUAGGAUACGAAGUACGCUGCGAUCAUAAAAAUAGUUACGGAGUCUUGGGAGUUUGCAUCACAGUUUUCACACAGGCGGACAAAUACACGACGGAGCACGUGGACGAGCGGAUCGAGGAGUUCAUGAAGUCGUUCGCCACGACACUGGAGAACAUCACGGAUGACGAGUUGAACAGCUUUAAGGAAACAUUAAAGAAGAAGAAGAUGUGCGCCGAUAUUUAUCUGAAGCAGGAGUUCGAUAGGAAUUGGACCGAAAUCGAGAUGGAGAAUUACAUGUUCGACAGGCUCCAGAGGGAAGUGGUCGCGUUGCGUGCCAUAACACUCGACGAUUUGAAAAAAUGGUACGCGAAGUAUAUGAUGAACGGGGAAUACUUCCGAAAGUUGAGCUUGCAAGUCAUUGGUAACAAUGGAGCGACGAUCGCGGAAGCCAAGACAGAUGGCGACGUUUCAAGGGAUAUCAAGCUUAAAGAAACCUUCAAUAUGACGGAGGUUUGCAAAAAGGACAAGACUUACUGCUUAAAAUAUGUGAUUGAUGAGCAAUUGGACAAGAAAGUGCGAAACAUCAUUGACAUAGAAGACUUCAAGAAACAGCUUGAUAUCUAUCCGAUGAUACGUAAUAAUUAAAACGUUAGAUUUACUAUUCACUAAAUCUUUCUAUUUACUAAAUCUUCAAUGCUGACUUUCACGUAAACGAUAGUAAUGUAUUUCCCUGGAACUAACUGCCAUCGUGCGUUUUUUUUUUUUUAAGAAAAUUAUUACGGCGAUGAAUUGUCAUUAGUUAAAAAUGCCCUUGAGGACAUGUCGCGAUGUAAAUGUUUGAAGUUAAGUUUUUAAAAUUAUAUAAGUAACCAAUAAAUUUUACAUACAACCGA
Odontomachus brunneus is the source of this 3798-nucleotide messenger RNA. RefSeq names its product nardilysin-like. Gene Ontology annotation, biological process: proteolysis. NCBI's taxonomy places the organism in Eukaryota, Metazoa, Arthropoda, Insecta, Hymenoptera, Formicidae. Gene Ontology annotation, molecular function: metalloendopeptidase activity; metal ion binding. The record is from RefSeq and is a predicted model, not a curated record. The coding region runs from base 8 to 3550 and encodes 1180 amino acids. The transcript has 15 exons.